AUGGCCCUCGGCAUCCCUCCGAGGGAGGUCCCGGGCCAGGCGGGGCAGAGCGUGAGCAGCGGCUCGCUCAUCGUCGACCGCGGCGACUUCGACGCCGUCUCCGUGAUCGAUGGCGGGCCGCUGGGGACGGCGUGUGCGCCCUCGCGGGCGCGCGUGACGCCCGAGCCCGUGGCCGACGCUGCUCCGAAGCCGCCCUCGGCGGGACCCCCGGCCGCGGCGGGGCCCGGGGCGACCCCGCGGCCGGGCGCCAUGGAGCACGGCGCCGCGCGGUGGCUGGACGCCUCCGAGUCUCCGUCGGAACCACUGCGGGGCCGCCCCGCGGACAGCGGGGCUGGCGGGGGCGAGCCGCGGUGUGGUUUCUGGCCGCGCGCGGCGGUCGGCGGUGUGGGCGUACUGGUGCUGCUGCUCGCCGCCCUGGCGGCCUGCCUGCCCUUUGCGUGGCGCGAGGGCGACCAGACCCCUGGGCGCAGCGUCGCUGGCGAGACGCCGGUGGAGCGGCUCGAGAGGCAGCUGCGGCUGCUGCUGGACGAGCAGCGCCUGCUGCGGGAGCGGUCGCCCGCCGCCCUGGGCGACGAGAGGCAGCUCCGCCAGCAUCCGCCUGGGGAGAGCGAGAAGCGGCUCGCCCCGCUGAUCGAGCAGGUCGAGGAGACGAUCCGCGAGCUCCGGGGCCACUCGGGCGGCACCCACUCGACCCCGAGCACGACGCUGGAGGGCGGGGGCCACAAGUUCACCCUGCACAUGUUCGACGACGAGGAGGAUGAUUCUACAUCCACGUCUGACUCGGAGAAUGCCGACCAGCACCAGGACUGCAGCAGAUGCAGCCAGGCCACCGAAGUGACCACGACCACAACCGCCAGCCCCACGACGACCACUGGCUGCACGACGCCGCAGCCGACGCUGGUUGCCGGCUGCCCCUGCACCGGCGACCAGGAGGAGCCCUCGGAGCCCACCAGCGGCAUCAGCUGGGCCUACGUCACGAUGGCCUACGACCCCCCCGGGUCGGGCGAGGAGCGCCUGCUGGCCGUGCUCGCCCUGGCCCGUGCGCUGCAGCAGCUCAGCGCAUACCCCCUGCUGGUGCUGACCAACGCCACCGAGUUCUCCGACGGCUCGCCGGUCAGGGAGAGCCUCCAGCUCGUGAACGCCGUCGUGAUGCCGCUCCUCGAGGUGGAGCUGCCUCCGCACUACAAGUUUGACUUCGACCACUGGAGGUAUGCUUACUGGAAGCUGCAGAUCUGGACCCUCACCGAUUACGAGAAGCUGAUCUGGCUCGACGCCGACAGCAUUCUGUACCGCAGCGUGGAUUGGCUGUUCCAGGAGUCGUGGAUGUGGGCUCAGAGGGACGACUGGUUUUGUGUCGGCGAGCAGAACGCCAUGUGUUCCGGAAUAAUGCUGCUGUUCCCGAGCGUGGACGAUUACAACGGUCUUCUGGAUUAUGCCAGCAGCGCGGACAUGCCGAAGGGCGACCAGCAGCUCAUCUGGGAGGGGGUCGACGGAUUUCUCCCACGUCCGGUCGCACGCGGUUGGUUUCUUGAGCGACGCGGACGCCUCUUUUGGCCGGUGCCUCGGCAAAUUCACGUCACCGUACAGCAACCCUGACGGCAGCCAGGUGGGGGGCGUCUGGAGCACGCCGGCGUUUGUCCACAAGUCUGGCGGCUGGAAGGACGAGAAUGGCAAGUACAGCAACGUUUGCUUUUCACACGUUCUGUCGAAGCAGUUUUACAAGGAGCAGCCCAGUGGCAGAAUGAUCAAUGUCUGUACCUACCACCCGCUAGGCUCGUAUUGGCGUAAUUUGUUCUGCGAGGCUACCACCAGGAUUGGGCUCAAUAUUCCCGAUGCGAAGUCCUUCUGCAGCAAUAUCUGCUGGUAUGGCCUCGAGGGGGCCUCCAGCAGCGACGAGUGCCAGGAGAGCGGCGGCGGGGCCCUCGCGGCGCCGACCCUCCCGCUGGAGUGAGCGCGCUUGCCCGCGCGCUCGCGGGGCGGGUGAGAGCCCGCCAGCACCGCCGCCGCGAGGAGGAGGAGGAGGAGGAAAUGGGAAACAGAGAGUGAUAGAGUGCGUGACAAUGUCUGCAGUUGCCUUUUUGACUGCACCUGGACCCGCGACCCUCGCUUCUACAGCACGGGGCCGUCGAAUUUGAGUUUGUAGAUGACCCAUGCCCAAUGCGCGCUCUGCCUUCAGCCAGUCGCGCGGAAGACCUGUAAUCCUGGAUUGGCUGCCAAAGCGGCUGUUCUUGCUGGUGCGGUCGACCGUCAUGUCUCUCAACUGCCGCUCGACCUCCCUCAGGCUGGCACGAUUGCUGUGAACAGUCAGGAGCGAUGCUCUCCUGAAGCUGCCACAAUCCCCGUGAACCAUCGGGGGGCGAUCAAUUCGCACUUCUGCAUGGCCGGGGCCCGGAUCUGGCGCCAGAUCGCCGCACCGUUCGCCAGUGCGCCGACAGCUACGACUCCGCCUGCCGUAUCACGCUCGCUCGUGUUGCCUUGACUGCUGCGGUUAUGCGUGCUUGCCCUCGUUCGGGGUCGACUCAUUCAGGGCCCGUUUCCCACUCGUCUGCCGCUUGUCCUUGCGGCCUCGGCGCGCCCACCGUGCGCACGAGGGGCGCCCACGGGGCGCACCCGGGCAGGCACCGCAGGCGAGGCUCCGGCGGCGCAGGAGGGCGCCCCGGCGAGGCGGCCACGGGCGCCCCCCAGCGGAGGGCAUCGUGCGACGCCCCCGCGGGCCCGCCCCGCCUCCUCCUCCCCCUCCUCCUCCUCCUCCUCCUCC
Molecule: messenger RNA, 2758 nt
Organism: Prorocentrum cordatum
Lineage: Eukaryota; Dinophyceae; Prorocentrales; Prorocentraceae
Source: the annotation of a GenBank genome assembly